Mizuhopecten yessoensis (Yesso scallop) is the source of this 1568-nucleotide messenger RNA. RefSeq names its product sepiapterin reductase-like. NCBI's taxonomy places the organism in Eukaryota, Metazoa, Mollusca, Bivalvia, Pectinida, Pectinidae. The coding region runs from base 74 to 925 and encodes 283 amino acids. The record is from RefSeq and is a predicted model, not a curated record. The transcript is spliced from 3 exons. Gene Ontology annotation, molecular function: sepiapterin reductase (NADP+) activity. Gene Ontology annotation, biological process: tetrahydrobiopterin biosynthetic process.
ACACAACAGGAAAACACAGUGGUGAGUGAACCUCUGUUUUUACGGAAAGAAUUCGGCAAUAACAGACGGGUAAAUGGAGAAACACGAGAGCAUCUUCCUUAAGAAGAGUUUUGUAGUCAUUACCGGCUCCAGUAGAGGACUAGGGAAAAGUAUGGCCCUACAGUUUGGUGGAAAGUUCCCUCCUGAUUCUGUGUUAGUACUAAUGGCCAGGAAUGUGGAGGCUUUGGAAAGCGUCAGGACCGACUUGAUAGAAUUGGUUCCGGAAUCAACAGUUUUAGUUAAACAAUAUGACCAAGGGAAUACUGACAUUGCUUAUUUCGAUGGAAUAUUUGACAACCUUCUUGCUGAAAACAAACUUUCCAAGGAUGAUUUCGACCAGGUGGUGGUAGUUCACAACUGUGCUACUACCGGCGACAAUGUCAAAACUGCGCUACAAUUGUGUGACGCCAACCACGUCCGAUCUUACUACGACAUCAACCUUGUCGGGAUGAUCCUUCUCAACACAAGCUUUUUUACCACAUUUUCUGAUUCAGCGAAAUCCCGAGUUGUAAUCAAUAUAACAUCAGGAGCAUCCCAACUUCCAGCACCGUCUCUCCACCUCUACUGUGCAGGUAAGGCUGCACGUGAUAUGUUCUUUCGGGUCCUUGCCACAGAGGAGCCGUCGAUCCGGAUUCUGACUUACGCCCCGGGUGCUGUCGACACCGAGAUGUUACGAGAUUUGGAAACAAAUGCGUCCUCAGCAGCAUUUCGUAAAGUGCUCAAUGACCUGCGUAAGGACGACAAGCUGAAGACAUCAGCUGAGGCGGUUACUGACUUGAUAUAUGUACUGGAGGACAACACUUUUGAUAAUGCAGUGUUCGUUAACAACUACGAACAGACAGCGAAGCCAUACAUAGAGGAGACGUUGUUCUCCAAUAAGAUUUGAGUCAUCAUAUCUUAUAAAACAUUCGAAAUCAUAUUGUAAAAAGCAUUCUGUGUUGAUAACAGUUCGAUUCCUAUCAAGUAUUCUUUUGUUGAAUAAAACUUGAAUUUAAUUGAAUCGACUAUAAUUUGAAUACUUUUUAAUUAUCAUCAUGGGACCUAUCAGAAAUCAAUAAAUGUAUUUCGAAUUUAAUCAAUUUUACUUUCUUUUCCAUCUAAUACGUAUGGUACGGUGUUAAGCUGUAUAAGAUGAAUGAACUCUCUUUUCAAUCUUGCAACGUGCUUAAGUAUCACAAAAUCUGUUUAAUUGUGCUUAUAACAGUUUUUUUAUCCAUAUUAGAAAAUCUUGUGCGGAUAAAAUAUUGAAUUGAAUUGAAAUGCUUUUUUGAGUUAUAAUUAUCCAUAAUCAGUAUUUUCAAAAAGGAGUACACGACCUAUCAAUAACCUUAUUUCGAAUUUGAUCAGUUUUACUCUUUUUGUUCUAUGUAUUAAGUAUGGUACAUUGUUAAGCACUGGUCUCAGCAAUAUAAAUUAACUCGUUUAUUUAUCUCUAAUACAGCUGUAUCAUAAUUCUAUACAGUAAAAUAUUCCAGUUUGAAAGGCCUUUUAUAACAAUGUAAGUUUGUUUAUGUAGGGAUUGUCACUGA